UCUUCCCGUUAAAGUGUCUAUCGGCUGGGCAGCUGGUCUUCCACUGUCCCUCUGGAGGAUGAUCCUGUGGAUGAACACGGAGGAGAUGGCCCUGGGGGAGCUGCUGGAGAGACUGAGGACCGUCACUCAAAGCAUAGAUGAAAUCAUGGAGCUGGACAGCAGCCCUCUCCACGCUGUCGACAUCACCCCUGACCUCAAGAAGCAGUUUGCCUUCCUCUCAGGGGGUAGAGGAGAUAAUGGCAGCCCAAUCAUUGUGUUCCCAGAAUUCCCGACAUUUGGAGAGAUCACGGAUAGAGUGUUUCACAACGUGCUGACCUACCUGACAAGUGUGCCCAGUUUGUCAUCGACAGGCGUGGGUUUCAUCCUGGUCAUUGAUCGACGGCAAGACAGAUGGGCGGCUGUUAAGGGGACCCUGCUUCGUAUUGCAGGCUCCUUCCCAGGGAACCUCCAGCUGGUUCUGGUUCUGAGGCCCACCGCACUCCUGCAGCGCACGCUGUCCGACAUCCUCUUCAAGUUCAACAAGGACGAGUUCAAGAUGAAGGUUCCGGUGAUCAUGCUGAGCUCAGUGACUGAGCUGCACUCCUACAUCGAACGCUCCCAGCUGACCAAUGAACUCGGGGGAACGCAGGAGUACUGCCAUGAGAAGUGGAUCUCUCACCGCACUGCUAUUGAAGGCUUUGCGCUCACGGUAAAGAAAACGGCACAGACCCUCCAGUCAUUUGGGACGGAGCUGGCAGAAACUGAACUCCCCAACGAGAUCCAGGCCACAAUCGUCCUGCUCAGCACUCACACCAACAAGAAAGACAAAAUGAAGGAGGAUCUGCUGGUGGCUCUGGGUCAGGGCAGAAGGCUGUUGGAGAGCAUCAAUGAGCCUGUAGCACGAGACCCCGACCACAACAUGAACCAGGAUGAGCUGGAGAAUUUAGCCACUGUACAAAGACUGCUGUCUCAGCUGGACGAGACAGAAAGGGCUUUCGAUGAGUUCUGGGUGCGACAUCAGACCAAGUUGGAGCAAUGUCUCAAACUGCGCCACUUUGAGCACAACUACAAAGAGUUGAGGGCUCUGCUGGAUCAGGUGUCUGAGAAGCUUGCAGCCUUCUCUGAGGUCGGAAUCAGCCAAGCUCACGAUGAGCACGUCGUCUGUGAACUCACAAGUUAUGAGGAGAAAGUCUGUGAGGUGCUGGACCGAGCCACAGCUUUGUCUCGUGAGGGCGACAAACUCAUCGAGAACUCCCACUAUGCUGAAGACUCCAUUCAGCCCAAAUGCAGCGAGCUCAGAGCAAUCAGUGAGAGCGUGAGCAGCAGCCUGAAGGCCAAGAAGGAUCAUCUCCUCAAAGCCAUGGAGCUGCAUCACUGUUUGCAGAGGGCCUGUAAAUGGGUUGAUGACGGUAUAUACCUGCUGGCGUCUCAGCCGGUCGACAAGUGUCAAUCACACGAGGGAGCUGAGUUAGCACUGCAAGAGCUGGAGCGGUAUCUGGAAAACGCAGGCCCGAACCAGCUGACAGACCUGGAAACCGUCUGGAAGGAAUAUGAUGCUGUGCUCAACCAGCAGUUCAAGGACCGAGUGGAGAGGAUUUCCCAGAAGCAGGCGUCCAUGCAGGAGAUGUUCGACAAGAGGAGGGUGAGCCUGAAGAAGCUGGCAGCCAAACAAACCAGGCCGGUGCAGCCGGUAGCUCCCAGACCGGAGGCCUUCAUCAAAUCCCCUCUCAGCUCACCUGCUCACAGAGCACAGCAGGAGAAAAAUUCCUCAGAGACAGACACUGGGAACAACUGUGAGAAAGGAAAUGGCCAACUGCAGAACGGAGACAGUAACAGCCGACAUGCCUCUCUGUCCGAGGAGGAGGAGAACCUGGCUGUUCUCAGGAAGCAUGUUAUGAACGAGCUGCUGGAAACUGAGAGAGCCUAUGUGGAGGAGCUGCUCUGUGUGUUGCAGGGAUAUGCCUCAGAGAUGGAUAAUCCCGCCAUGAUCAUCCUCAUGCCCGCUCCCCUGCAGAACAAAAAGGAGGUUCUGUUUGGCAACAUGCCUGAGAUUUACCACUUCCACAAGAGGACGUUUCUGCGCGAGCUGGAGCAGUACACCGACUGCCCUGAGCUGGUUGGAAGGUGUUUUAUAGAGAGGAUGACAGAUCUGCAGAUCUAUGAGAAGUACUGUCACAACAAGCCUCGCUCUGAAAGCCUCUGGAGGCAGUGCUCAGACUGUGCCUUCUUCCAGGAGUGUCAGAAAAAGCUGGAGCAUAAACUGGGUUUAGAUUCUUAUCUGCUGAAGCCGGUUCAGAGGAUUACCAAAUAUCAGCUACUACUGAAGGAAAUGCUGAAGUACAGUAAGGGCUGUGAGGGGACAGAUGACCUGCAGGAGGCGCUGACCUCCAUCCUGGGCAUCCUGAAGGCCGUCAAUGACUCCAUGCACCUCAUCGCCAUCACCGGAUAUGAGGGUAACCUGAGUGAGCUGGGGAAGCUGCUGAUGCAGGGGUCGUUCAGCGUGUGGACGGAGCACAAGAAAGGUCACGCCAAGGUCAAGGAUCUGGCCCGUUUCAAGCCCAUGCAGAGGCACCUGUUCCUCCACCAGAAAACCCUGCUCUUCUGCAAGAGGAGGGAGGAGAAUGGAGAGGGCUAUGAGAAAGCUCCGUCGUACAGCUUCAAGCAGUCUCUGAAUAUGAGCGCUGUGGGCAUCACUGAGAAUGCAAAGGGAGACAACAAGAAGUUUGAAAUCUGGUGCAACUCAAGAGAAGAGGUUUAUAUUGUUCAGGCACCAACAACUGAAGUAAAAACCACUUGGGUGAAUGAGAUCAGGAAGGUUCUGACAACACAGCUGGAGGCGUGCAGAGCCAGCCAACAGAAGGCACCAGAUCAGGUUGUCCAGACCCCUCCUGCAUCCAGUGGAACAAUAAGUCACAGUCCGUUCAAGACGGGUCAGAGGAGCUUUAAGAAGGGAGAGGAGAAGAAAGCUGAGCCCUGCAGCCCUGACGUCAACUCCUCCUCCUCCUCACCAAAGCCCACAGGAAAAGACGAGGCUGCCACAAGCCCGACCUCAGACAGAGCUGCUGCGGCUAAAAAGCGCUUUACUUUGCAAGGUUUCAGUAACCUCAAAGCUCAGAAAGGUAACGGCAGGCCACCGUCAACUUCAUAUCUGACAUGUCACAUCCCGAUCCUUGUUUCUCCUUUCCCCUGCUGCGCGUCAGGAUCUCCGACGAGCCUCGACCACAAGACAAAACGCCAGAGUGACCCGACGCCAUUCGGCUUCAAAGAUGCAGGUCCUCCCCCCCUCCACCUGAGCAGGGCCAGGUGGCGCAGCACUUCUUGUCUCUUACAGACAAAGUGGAGAGGCUGGAACAAAGCUUCCCUGUCGUUAGAUGCCUCCGAGGAGAAUGACGGAUAUUCCAGCACAGAGGAACCUCUUAACUCUGACCACGAGGACGACAGCAGCAAGAAGCUGAGUGCUGGGAAAUACACGGUGAUGGUCGACUACGAGAACGGCGGCGCUCAAGAGCUCCCAGUGAAGAGUGGAGACAUGGUGGAGCUGGUCAGAGAGGGAGAUGAUGGACAGUGGUUUGUUCGUAAUCUGAGCACCUCUAAGGAGGGCUGGAUCGCUUCUGCUAAUCUUAUCACCCUCAUCACAAAGUCCAAGUCUUGUCAGUCUCUCACCAGCUCGGAAGGCAGCGGCUCUGGAAACAUCAGCGCGUCGUCCAGCUGCAGCGAGACCUACGCCAGCCUCUCCGACAUCAAACCCUGAACUCCUCCGCACUUCCUCCGUCGCUGAACCGCUUCCCGUGUCCGUGCUGUAACGCCAACAUCAGUACUCAUAAGCGUUUACUAACGUUUCCACAGCAAGCUGUAUUUAUAUCACCACAGAUCUGACUGUGGUGUCAUUGUACAGUGAAGAUACGGAAAUAGGUCACAUCCGGUAAACUCUUAGUGUCGUAUUCUUCCUCUAUACACACACUUGUCUGUUCAUUUUAUUUUCCAUGCAGGGUCUGUGUGAGUGUAAUGUAAUAGAUGUAUGAAUGGGCCAGCAGGACUGAUCUCAGUUAAUGCAUCUAUCAGUGUCUCGUUCAAGAUGAGGGAUUUGACGUGGCUGACGUUGUUGUUUACAUUCCCACCUUUACUGUUACAGCUUGUUUAGUCUAAUCACCUCUAUGUCCUGCUUAUUUGUACUUUUAUUUAUUUGUAAGAGACGAAAAUGCCCAAAUAUAAUUAGUAAAUUUUUGAUUUACUCCAAUCUCUUUUCCUUUCUUACUCUUUUUCGUCUGUCCAUUUUCAUUGACAGCCACCAGCUGUCUGAACUUUUGUGUCCGAGCUCUUUUCUUAAUUUUCUCUGUGGGUUUUCAUGUUCGCUGCAGAUUAAAGAUGUUUCUCCAUGUGAAUAAUCAGAAUCAGAAAUCACUGUAUAGUGCUAACUUAUUCCCAGUGGAGGGAUUAUGUUCUGAAUGUAGAUAUUGUUUAUUAAUGUGCAUCUGUCAUGAAUUGUUUGUUACUGAUGAGAUGAUAUAUUGUACAUGAAGUUUGGUGAUGUCACUACUUUGUGACGUGUCCUGCAAAGGUUUUUAUAUAUAAACAACUUGUGAUAAUACAA
This is a messenger RNA of Limanda limanda (common dab), 4570 nucleotides long. Its product is annotated as guanine nucleotide exchange factor DBS-like. Gene Ontology annotation, cellular component: cytoplasm; extrinsic component of membrane. Bases 59 to 3730 code for a protein of 1223 amino acids. The transcript has 33 exons. The record is from RefSeq and is a predicted model, not a curated record. Gene Ontology annotation, biological process: positive regulation of Rho protein signal transduction; intracellular signal transduction. NCBI's taxonomy places the organism in Eukaryota, Metazoa, Chordata, Actinopteri, Pleuronectiformes, Pleuronectidae. Gene Ontology annotation, molecular function: protein binding; guanyl-nucleotide exchange factor activity.